CCGAGGGAAACAGAUGCAUAAACAUUUCAAGGCAGCACCAGACUCCUCCUAUUCCCCACGUCCAAUUAGUUCUUCUGCUCCGGCCCUUUAAGACGCAGCAGCGGGUCACCAAGUGGUGUAGUGUUUCUCUAAUUGAACUUCGCCCAAUCAACAAUAAGUCGUUAGCAGUCGCUUUGCUUUUCUUGGUGCCUGGAAGCCUUUUCCCCCCCUUCUCCCCCUCUCAGGGAUUCACCACCUCCAGUCAGCCACUUUCUAAAGAUCCGCAUGGAGUUUGGCAGAGGAAUCGGGACGCUCUGAGGGGAAUACAGCGCGGCUGCCUCUGCAACUACGCCCGAAGCAUGGUUAUUUUGGAGGAAGGCUCUCAGGCGAGCUAAGUUUGCAGCUUUGGACUCGAAGCAUUGAGCUACAGCGGAGUUCUACCAGAGCCCCGAGCUCUAGAGGAAACUCUUGUGGACGUUUUAAAUCUGCCAUUUGAAUGAAAUAAUCAACUUUUUUUCUUGAGAGCAGCGAUAUCUGCGGGAGUGCGAUGACCUCCAGUAAAGACAUGAAGGCAGGGUCUGUGCUGCAGUCCGGCGGCGAGGAGCGGAGGCGGGCUCCGCUGGACCAGUUGCCGCCGCCGGCCAACUCCAACAAGCCGCUGACGCCGUUCAGCAUCGAGGAUAUCCUCAACAAACCCUCAGUGAAGAAGUCGGUGGCCAGCAUCUGUCCGCCACGAGUGCUGGAGAAAGUCACGGGCUCCAACGCGGCGAGAAACGGGAUCAGCACGCCGUCCUCGCCUCUCUGCGCGCUGGAGGAGCUGGCCAGCAAAACGUUCAAGGGUCUAGAAGUCAGCGUCAUCCAGGCAGCAGAAGGUCGGGAGCACCUGAACUCCUUCGGGCAGCGGCAGACGUCGAAGAAGAGGAGAAAAUCGCGGACGGCCUUCACCAACCACCAGAUCUACGAGCUGGAGAAGCGUUUCCUCUACCAGAAGUACCUCUCUCCGGCCGACCGUGACCAAAUCGCGCAACAGCUGGGACUCUCCAACGCGCAGGUCAUCACCUGGUUCCAGAACCGCAGGGCCAAGCUCAAGAGGGACCUGGAGGAGAUGAAGGCGGACGUGGAGUCGCUGAAGAAGAUCACGCCGCAGACCCUGCAGAAGCUCGUCAGCAUGGACAACAUCGAGGACCCGCAGGGUGGGGGCCCCGGGGCCCGGUCGCCCAGCGUUUCCCCGACCUCACAAGGACACCGAGCCUUCCCACAGUCCCCCUCCUCAUCCAGAGACCAAACCACGGAUGAGUUUUCGGAGGAUGAUGAAGAGAUUGAGGUGGACGAUUAACAGUCAAGGAGGGGACUGGAAUUUUCAUAAACGACAAGAAAAACAAAAGAGGGACAUUUUUUUUCUUCCCAAACUUUUGCACGGAUAUUGAUAAAAGGAGAAUACACACAUAUGUGAACAUUCGGGAUAAUUUUCCUAUUUUUAUUUCUUCACUUUAAUUUAUUAAUCUGACUAAUAAUGAAUUUCUCCUGUUUAAGUUUCAACAGAUGUGGGGAAUGUCUGCUUUUCUUUCAGGCAGAGCGUGGCAACAUUUAAAUAGAAAUUAUCAUUUUUUUCAGAGGUUAAUCGCCUUUAGAGGCGAGGAAAAACGCUGUGCAAUUAAUGUUUAAUGCGCCAUUAAUUCACAUUGUCCAGUUGCCAAAUAUCUCAAAUUAGCCCUAUUUUUGAUUUGAUUUAAUCUCGCCCUCUGUCCAUAUUUUUUUAAUCUCUGCAAGCAUGCAGGCCUCCUAGAGGCGCCAACCGACAACAACUGCACCAACUUCUGACCCGCUCUGAGUUCUGUAUAUAGAUCAAACAUCCUAUGCGAUAAUUUUAUUGUAACGUUCUAUUUAAUCAGCAUCUAUGUAAAUAAAGGUUAUAUUGUAUUUCAAGCAGCUUUCAGCGCUACUGGAUGUGUGGUUUCCCUAAAGUGGAGACAAGUGGGACAUUAUUGCACUAUAGGAAAUUAAUAAUGAAAGAUGUAGAUUUUUUUUAUAAUAAUUUACAGUGCUAAGUAGCUGGUAUUCUCUCCACACUCGAGGUUUUUGGCAGUUAUUUAAAAACUGCAAUGAUUCCCCUCAGACAGCCUGAGGAAGUUAAAAAUCUUCCUCUCUCGGUAAAGAUGUGACUUUUGCAUUCACUGACUCUUUCUAUUCAGCUUUAAAGUGCCGUGACUUCAAUUAGCAGCCGUCCACCGCCUUUAUUUCCAUUAUUUGGGCCGGCAUUGAAAGCAUCUUGUCACAAUAAGGUCCCGGUCUGUUCGCGGUGUUAAGAAAAGCUCUCGUCCAGCUCCUGCGCCAUAUGUUUUCUUCCUCCUUCUGUAUGAAUCGUCUUUAACACAACCGGUCGACAUGAUUGAUUAGGUUAACCCGCCUUUGCCUCACAUAAAACAGCUUCCACCCAGCAGUGGGUAAUAAUGGCCACGCAUCUGCCACUCUUAACCCGGGUUUGUUUAAAAAGAGGCAGGAAAAAGGAGACAAAGUUCGCCAUGAAUAGCAAAUGGGUUAGUGUGAGGAGCCUAAUGAAUAAAACCCAAAGGGAGGCGGUGGAAAUAAGACGCGCUGCUGCUGCUGGAUGGCCAUUUGCAACAGUUUUGCAGCGGGAUCAAAGGUUUAGUGUGUGUUUGUGUGUGUGGGUGGGGAGGUGGGUGAUGUUAGUUUUUAAUGACAAAAUGUUUUAGACAACUCAGCAAAUAUUAGAUAAUUCUUUCAUAUUUAUAUAUAUCAAAUAUCAGAUAUUUUAAAACAAAACAAAAAUUCAACUCUUUUUGGAGCACGCAUAUAUUUUUUCUUCAGAAGGGAUUAUUUGCAUAUAUUUCAUAUGUUGCAGUAAUAUAGGAUUGUGUUACAUUUAUAGGUUAUAGAAAUGUGUAUACCAGAAUA
Molecule: messenger RNA, 2895 nt
Organism: Xiphophorus maculatus (southern platyfish)
Lineage: Eukaryota; Metazoa; Chordata; Actinopteri; Cyprinodontiformes; Poeciliidae
Gene: lbx2
Product: transcription factor LBX1-like
Exons: 2
Coding region: 527-1315 (262 amino acids)
Biological process (GO): regulation of DNA-templated transcription
Molecular function (GO): DNA binding; DNA-binding transcription factor activity, RNA polymerase II-specific
Source: RefSeq, a predicted model, not a curated record